AUGUGCUCUUUGCUCAAAAUCACCAAGCAUAGCCAACUCAGCUCUGCGGCAUGGGCCUACAAGUUAGCAGCUGAGGUGCCAUCGCGACGGUUAUGCUUUGCAAGCACACUUCGAGGCCUGCACAACAAGACAUCGGGUUCAUCGUGCCGGCUUGGCAAACGGCUUCAGAAGCCCAGCAUCCGGUUCGACGACUCGUGCCGACUGCUGCCGGCAGUGAUCCUCUGA
Molecule: messenger RNA, 225 nt
Organism: Protopolystoma xenopodis
Lineage: Eukaryota; Metazoa; Platyhelminthes; Monogenea; Polystomatidea; Polystomatidae
Source: the annotation of a GenBank genome assembly